Opisthocomus hoazin is the source of this 4524-nucleotide messenger RNA. The record is from RefSeq and is a predicted model, not a curated record. NCBI's taxonomy places the organism in Eukaryota, Metazoa, Chordata, Aves, Opisthocomiformes, Opisthocomidae.
GACGUGGCUCUGCUGGAGAUCCCUGCAGACCUCGCUGCCCUCCUGCACUUAGCCGAAGGUCAAUAUCGAACACAGGCCAACCAGAUAACCGAGGCCUUGCCUCCAGAAGUCAAGGUCAAAGAUGACCUUUCCCUCCCACCCGCCAUCAACAGCUAUCCUUUCUCCUCCUUCAUUAAGUCACACUUCCAGAAGACAGAUUUCCCUGGUCCCGGUCAGCCUCUGCAGCACCCUUUAACCCAUCUGGACGCUGAAUACCAGGAGAGCACGCUUGAGAUCAACAAACUGAUUUUGCGGUUCAUUGGUGACAAGAGCCUCCAUGGCUGGCAGGAGGUACUUCUGGGCAACUACAUCGCUGGGAGAGGUCUGAAUAAUGUGGCUCUGCGCAAUGAAAUCUUCAGUCAGGUGGUUGCCCAGACAUGGAAAAACCCAGACAUGGAGCACAGCCAGAGAGCCUGGGUCCUGAUGGCGACUUUGCUGAGCUGCUUUGCCCCUUCACCAGCACUGGAGAAGCCGUUGCUGAAAUUUGUGUCAGACCAUGGCAUGGAGGGCUACAACGCUGUUUGCCAGCGCAAGAUCUUGACAGCAGCACAGCACACAGAAACAGACUCUACACUCUCUCGGGCCUACCCUCCCACUCAGCUGGAGUGGACUGCAAACCAGAGGAGAGGGAAGAUGGUGCUGGAUGUUCAUACCUUUAAUGAGGAGAAGUUCUCAGCUGAGGUGGAAUCCUGGAUGACUGGGGAGCAGUAUGCAGGCUGGCUCCUGAGCACAAGGGGCUGUGAGAAGUCUCGAGGAUGGUCUGUCUCCAUGUUUACUGGCAACACAUGGCAGGACCUGCUGGGCUGUGACUUUGUGCUGGACCUCAUUGGAGAGAUGGAGGAAGCUGGCAACCUCAGCAGCACCUCUCAGUCCUCAGUUGAGUACCCCAUCACUCCUGAAAGGGACAGAAGCUUCCUCCAGAACUCUGACCUGUAUUCGAUCCCUCCUGCUCCAGGCAUCCGAGCCCCUACCUUCCCACCACCUAGCCUGCCACCAGAAUUCAGCAGUCUCCAUCCAGAUCCAAGAUUCAGAGAUGACCUGAGGACUCCUGCAAGCUUGGAUCACUAUGUGGAUGACCUCUUCAGCACUGUGCUGCAUCAAGGCUCCAGAGUACCAGAUAUGGAGAACAGGGACAUUCUGAAUGAAUGCAUGAAAGGAGGCUUCUCUGGUAUGACUCAAGCACCAGUUUACCAGCCUAUGCCUUCAACGAUGGGGAUGCCAGCAGCCAUGCCUAUGAUGCCAGCAACUGGUGGGAUUGCACCUAUGCCAGCCAUGGUUAUGCCCCAGCCUGUGGUUCCAGCUGUAGAUCCCAACCAGUUAGCAGCACAACAGCAAGCCUUUAUCAACCAGCAAGCCAUGCUCAUGGUUUAUGACUACAUGGAAGACCAGUUCUCCAACAGUGAAGAUGAUGACUAUCCUCGGGAAACUUUCCAGCAGAAGAGAGAAUAUUUUCAGAAGAUGGGAGAGCAACAGAUCCGAGUGAAGAAAGUCAGGCCUCCUUCCAAAUCCUGGACACCUCCAGAAAAUCCCCAGCCAAAGCAGGAGAAGGAGAAGGAAGAAGUGCAGAAGAAGGAAGAGGUGCAGGAGAAGACGACAGAAAAGAAGCCCAGCCCUAAAACAGAGGCAGCUCCUGCUCCCCCUUUGCCACCUCCUGAGCCAAAGCCAAAAAAGGAGACACCAAAAGCGAAGAAGGAGCCACCUGUAGUGAAGCCUUCGGGCCCUGAGUCGCGGCCUGCACCCAGCCGGGAGAUCCGCAACAUCAUCAAAAUGUACCAGAGCAGGCCAGCUCCUGAGCCCCAGCCCAUCGAGCCUGCCAGGAGAGUGUCCAAGCCAUUUACGAAGAAGAACGACCCCAAAAAUGAGGCUCUGGCCAAGUUGGGAAUGAUGAACCUCCCGUCUCCCAAACCUCCAGCCCCACUGCCACAAAAGAAGAAAUCGCCUCCAUCUCUCAAGCCCAAGCCAGGCUCAGCUUCCAGCUCUAUCAAGGAGAAGCAGUUGCCUCUCCUGUCCCUCUUCAGCCAAGGGAACCCUACUGUAACAGUAGCAGAAGAUGAUGAUAUCAAGACCCAGCUGUACAAGCUCACUGCCAGUGUCAGCUUUUCCUAUGCCAACCCUGCCUGGAAAAUCUUUCUGCGCAAGGAGGUGUUUUACCCCAAAGAAAACUUCAGUCACCCUUAUUGUCUGAAUUUGCUGUGUGAACAGAUCAUGCGUGACACCUUCUCCGAUUCCUGCCUUCGGAUCUCUAGGGAGGAGAAGCGCAAGAUGAAAGACCUGCUGAUCGAGCUCCGGGUUGGCAACGAUGUUCAGUCCAUUCAGGAGGAUGGGAUAAAGAAGAGGAUUGUCCUGGCUGCUCGGGAUAACUGGGCUAACUAUUUUUCCCGGCUCUUUCCAGUUCAUGGCGAAAGUGGAAGUGAUGUGCAGAUCCUGGGUGUUUCUCACCGGGGCAUGCGGCUGCUGAAGGUGGUGAAAGCAGCUGGCUAUAAUCCUGAGCACCUGAAGAUUCUUCGCAGCUACAGCUUUGCAGAUGUGCUGUCAGUGGAACUGAAGGGCAGCAAUGCCCUGGAGUUCUCUCUGAAGACAGAGCAGCUCUUCCUGCACUCUCCGAAGGCUCCAUGUAUCAAGGCCAUGGUGGAACUCUUCAUCCAGGAGCUGAGGCAGGAUACCAACUACGUUGUUGCUCUGCGCAGCUACAUCACAGAUGACAAGAGCCUCCUUAGCUUCAAGAAGGGUGACCUCAUUGAGUUACUGCCCAUGCAAGGCGUGGAGCCAGGCUGGCAGUUUGGCUCCACUGGUGGCCGCUGUGGUAUUUUCCCCACCAGCCUAGUGCAAUUGGCUGCAGCCCCUGACUACCUCAGCACUAGCAUGGACAGACGUGGAGGGCUGCGGAAGAGCAUGAAAGCAGAGAGCAGGAACACCAGAAUGGAGAGUUCUGUUCCAAGCCUGACAUCAGAACCCAACAGCAUCAUGUUAGUCCCUGUUGGUGAUCAUUAUACCAUGAUGGACUUCGCCACAGCCUACUUCCGAGAGGCUCAGUCCAUGCAGGGACUGAAGGGGAUGUCUGCUGAAAAGAGUGCAGCUGGCCUGGUCCAGCACACCAAGGUCCCAAUCCAGGAGUCUUUGCUCCAGUACUCUGACAGUGAGCUGAAUGAGCUUGCUACAAAGAACUUCAAGACUCUGAUGCGGUUCAUGGGAGAUCAACCAAAACUCAAGAACCAGAAUGAGGUUGAAUGCAUCUAUGAAAUCCUUCAGCUAUGCAUGGAGAAGGAGAGUUUGCAUGAUGAGGUCUACUGCCAGGUCAUCAAACAGGUCACCCACAACCCUAACCAGGAGAGCGUGCUGCGUGGUUGGCUACUCCUAAACCUUCUAACUGGGUACUUCCUCCCUUCUAACAUCCUGAUGCCCUAUGCCACCAAGUUCCUGCAGCUAGCCAGCAGUGAUCCAUCCAGCACCCACCAUGAUAUAGCCAAGAUCUGUCAGAGCAACCUGCGGAAAAAUUUCAUGUACGGGGGCCGUCGCCACCUUCCUUUCCCUGUGGAGAUAGAGGCAUUGCUGAAAGGGCGCAGUGCCCGCCGGCUGGUGGUACUGAUGCCUGGAGGCGUGGAAUACCUCACCAGAAUCAAGACAUUCACUGUGGCCAAGGAGCUCUUGCAGGAGAUCUGUGAGCAGAUGGGGGCAGGCGAACAGGAAGAGAUACAGGAAUUUGUUCUUUUUGCCAUCAGGAGUGACAGCGAUCAUCUUGAUAACAUGGUGAGGCCGGUAAGAUCAGAGGAGUAUCUUCACGAUUACCUGCUGGAGGACAAAUUGGUCACUGUGAGUUUACGCAGGCUCAUCUGGAGGACACCUGUGCACUUUGAGAACAAAAUUUAUACUGAUGUUCAUUAUGGACAGGUGCUGUGGGAUUACCUGCAUGGGAGGAUACUGCUGAGCCAUAGCAAAGAAACGGAGAUGCAGGUGGGCAUUUUGGCAAUGCUCCAGCACUGGGCCAGAACUGAGCAGCAGAACUCUGCUCCCUCCAGGGAAGAGCUGAGGGAGUACACGCCAAAGACCCUGCAGUCCUCCAUCAGUCUCCAGGCUCUGGAGAACCAUGUCGGCAUGCUCCUGAGAACCAGGCAGCCCCUCCAGCCAAUGGAUGCAAAAAUCCAGUUCAUAGAGCACGUGAUGAAAUUUCCUUUCUUUGGCUACAACAUCUACUUUGUAGAGAGAGUCAGCGAUAACACAAUCUCUGUGCCCUGUUUCUUUGGCGUGAAUAAAGAAGAAAUCAUUGCAGUGCAUGGCACUACCCAGGCGAUCUCCUCUGUGAUUCCACUGAAAGAGCUGCAGAAGAUGCGAACCCUGCGGCCUGUCUCUGAUGGUGGGCUUCCCGGCAUCGAACUGAACUAUGGCUCAGCUGCCAGCCCCAAGACGAUGUGGCUGGAACUCUCACAGGCUAAAGAAAUGUAUCACACCAUUGUGGUCAUCCUGGAUAAAACAGAGUUGCACCACUAA